Molecule: messenger RNA, 1967 nt
Organism: Acipenser ruthenus (sterlet)
Lineage: Eukaryota; Metazoa; Chordata; Actinopteri; Acipenseriformes; Acipenseridae
Product: peptide methionine sulfoxide reductase MsrA 1-like
Exons: 6
Coding region: 438-1070 (210 amino acids)
Biological process (GO): cellular response to oxidative stress
Cellular component (GO): cytoplasm
Molecular function (GO): peptide-methionine (S)-S-oxide reductase activity
Source: RefSeq, a predicted model, not a curated record
GCAAAGACAGGAGGCUAAAGCCUUGCAUGCAAGGGCAGACAAGAUGCGCUUCACCCCUGUUUCUCCAGGAUCCGGUUCUAUGUGUCCAUCCGUGAUUCUGCCGGGGAGAGACGGUACCAGUCUGGAACGGGAAGCAAUCUGAGAAAACAUUCACAGGAGAAUCCCAAGGGGGGCGGUGGAGGUGGUGGCAGUGGAUGAGUGGGUUUCAGAAAUCCAUAGAGGUGGCUGCUGUUGGAAAUCUGUUUCUCGGAUUUGCACUCGGAGAAAGGAGAUACUGUUUCCUUGCUUUUCAUGUUUUAAAGAAAAGCUUUUUUUUUUGUUUUCCUUCGCUACCCCCCUUCUUAUGUAUUUCUUGGCACUGCAGUAACUGGCAAGGGAACAGCUGAAUAGAAAGAGGCUGGCACUGCCUGGAGUUAUGCCAAGGCAGAUUGGGAGAGAUGCCCACUGCGGAGGACCUCACAUUAUCAUUCUUUUUGUUUCUAGCUAAACAUGCAGUGAAUGGCAAUACCAUGGUAGAGCCUUUUCCAGAAGGAAUGGAAAAGGUUAUUUUUGGGAUGGGCUGCUUCUGGGGAGCGGAGCAGCGCUUCUGGAGGAAGUCAGGAGUUUUCUCCACGCAGGUUGGAUAUGCUGGCGGCUGCACACCAAACCCUAACUACCAGGAAGUCUGUUCAGGUAUGACAGGACACACAGAAGUGGUGCGAGUGGUCUAUGACCCGCAGGCAGUCAGCUACAAGGAGCUCCUGAAAAUAUUCUGGGAGAGUCACAACCCUACACAAGGUGUGAGGCAGGGUAAUGACGUGGGGACGCAGUAUCGCUCCGCUCUCUACACCUACACACCCCAACAGAUGGAGCUGGCAUUACAGACCAAAGAGGCGUAUCAGCAGGAGUUGACCAAAAAGGGUGUUGGUGUCAUCAGCACUGAAAUUCGCGAGGCUCCGGAGUUUUACUAUGCAGAGGAUUACCACCAGCAGUACCUCCAUAAGGUUCCCAAUGGCUACUGCGGACUGAAAGGCACAGGGGUCAGCUGUCCGAUGGGACUGGGCAAAAAAGUAACUGUAAAGUUCUUUUAAGCAGUACAUCCCCAUGCUCAGAGAUGAAAAGCCCAGUUGCACAGGUAGCAACAUGCUCAGAUAGGGUGGAUACUUAAACACUUCUUCACUCAGGUCAUUCUGCAACCUUCUACAGUUCAAUGAGACAUGCUUACAUACAGAGACACUAGCUCUGAUGCUUGUUUCAAAGAGGAUUCUGUCUGUGUGCGUCUGUAUAUAUAUUUGGGUUGUUUAGAAAACCUAAAUGUUUCACAUUUGAAAAAUAGAUCUGUAAAGAUAAUUUUAAGGAGCAUUUUGUAUUUAUUUUUUUAAUCAAACCCUCUUAAAACCUGACCAAAAUAUCAGAACAGCAUGCUCAUUAAGAAUGGAUUGAAUGAAUAUAUAUGAAUGGAAUGAAUAUAUAUAUAUAUAUAUAUAUAUAUAUAUAUAUAUAUAUAUAAUGUAUAUUUUUUUAAGGAUGCAAGCUUGCUGCUAGGGCCACACUCUGUCACUUCGUAUAAUUAUUGUUUAUCUUUCUGUGUCUCAAAAGUUCUCCUAAAAUGUUUUUCAAGAGAGCCUUAUAAGACAACUCAAGGUGAAACAACAGCUACUUUCCUAGAGAACGAUCCUUUCUCGUUGCUUGUGGAGCCAAAAAAGCCACCGCUUUCCAUCAUGCAGUGCAGCACCGUAUCCUCUUGAAUCACAAGCUUCAAAUUCAUAGAAUUAGUUUUUCCGCGCCUUUUUUUCACAUUUAUGUUGAUUAAGUGAAGUUACGGAAGUGUAGAGAACAACAGCUAUUUGAUUUGAAUCGCUGAUGUAUUCGAUCUGUACAGAUCCAGUAGAUCACAUGUUUUGAGAUGCCUUGGAAAUAUAUUGUAUUUAGGGAGUCAAUGCUUGGAUAUGUGUUGCCUUAAAUAAAAAGUCUUCCUUGCAAACAGA